Molecule: messenger RNA, 925 nt
Organism: Punica granatum (pomegranate)
Lineage: Eukaryota; Viridiplantae; Streptophyta; Magnoliopsida; Myrtales; Lythraceae
Source: RefSeq, a predicted model, not a curated record
CAUGAAUGAAUUACUUAUACAACAAAAGCUGUCCGCGGUCUCCCUCUCCCCAACGCCCAUUCCAGACAAUGAGGAAUUACCACUCCCUGCCUCUGCCACUCCUCUUCGUCCUUAUACUUCCCAUAGCUUCCUUAUUAGUUGUCUCAACCGAUGCUUCCACUGCCCAUUAUUAUUCCAAGCCGCUUUCGUCUUCGUCGUCUCCAUCCCUGGACCAGCUCCGGCCACUCAAGAAUGCAGACAACGAGACCAUCUACAGAGCGUCGAAGCAGCUCUGCUGGAACUGCAUAGGGGAGUCAUUACAGUUCCUCUUCUACCAGAACCUGGUCCGAGCCUCCAAGUGGGAGCUCCCUCUCAUGUGGGACUCCGACCUCGAGCGCUACGCUAGGUGGUGGGCCGGGCAGAGGAAAUUGGACUGCAAGCCCGAGCACUCGUUCCCGGAGAACGACUUCAAGCUCGGUGAGAACAUAUACUGGGGCAGUGGUUCCUCGUGGGGUCCGCGUGACGCGGUGAGCGCUUGGGCCGACGAGGAGAAAUACUACACCUACGAGACCAACUCGUGCGAGUCGGGGAAGGUGUGCGGGCACUACACGCAGAUCGUGUGGAAGACCACGAGGCGGAUCGGGUGCGCCCGGGUCGUGUGCGAUGACGGGGAUGUGUUCAUGACCUGCAACUACGAUCCUGUUGGGAAUUAUAUUGGCGAGCGGCCCUAUUAAAUUUCUACAAUUAUUUAAGGAUUUUUCAGUAUUAAUUAUCUGAAAAUCUCUUGUGGUUACAUAUUUCAAUCCAAUAUAUAAUUAGGAGGGUGCACUAUAUAUAAACGGACGUAGCUAAUGGAACUGAACUGAAGUUCACGCACACACAUAUAUAUGUUAAGAGUCGCUAGUAAUGAUAUGUAUUAUGAUAUAUACUUUUUCUCCACUGGAUA